Molecule: messenger RNA, 2207 nt
Organism: Cornus florida
Lineage: Eukaryota; Viridiplantae; Streptophyta; Magnoliopsida; Cornales; Cornaceae
Product: probable alkaline/neutral invertase F
Exons: 4
Coding region: 1-2004 (667 amino acids)
Biological process (GO): sucrose catabolic process
Molecular function (GO): sucrose alpha-glucosidase activity; endo-alpha-N-acetylgalactosaminidase activity
Source: RefSeq, a predicted model, not a curated record
AUGAAUGUCGUUAUACCGGGACCGAUCGUAACUUACCCCUCCAGCGACGACUAUGAUCAGGGAUCUUCGUCGGAAAAUAAACACACUCCAUCGGACGAUGACAACACAUCGGAAAAUAUAAUUGUUCGAUCGAAAGUGGAGAGAAACGCAACCGACGAUUCAACUGACACGGUUCUCUUCCUCGAUAUUAGCAAAGAAGGCACAGCUCCGAGUGAUCAUUCUCCCACUGGUUCGACGUCGGACGACAAAAGUUCAGAAUCUUUAGAGGCAGAAACGUCGAAGGAGAAACCUCCGGAGCAGGAGAAACCAGAGGAGACGUCGAUGUUGAGAGAAGCGGAGAAACCUGCGGAGCCGGAGAAACCUCUGAUUUCUCCGGCAAAAUCUGCCGGUGAAGAGAAAGAAAAGGUGAAGAAGACAGUAAAAAUGCAGAGUACGUCGGAGAUCAAAUCUGAAGACGAGGCGAGAGGAAAGACGACGACGGCAACAGGGACGCUGAAGCCGUCGCCGAGCGUCGGUACGAAUCUUGAAAACUUCGAUUCGAUCGUGUCUUCUGGAACUGGAAUUAGUAAGCCUUUGGAGAGUGGUUCGACGAUGAUGGACGAAGCGUGGGAGAGACUCAAGAAGUCGUAUGUGUACUUCAAAGGAAGGCCGGUUGGUACACUAGCCGCUCUUGAUCCUAGUGCAGAGGCUUUGAAUUACAAUCAGGUUUUUGUGAGAGAUUUUUUUCCCUGUGGCUUAGCCUGUUUGAUGAAAAAGGAACCGGAAACAGAGAUUGUAAAAAACUUUCUGUUAAAGACUCUCCACCUCCAAGGCUGGGAGAAGAGGAUUGAUAACUUUACUCUUGGAGAAGGUGUGAUGCCUGCUAGUUUCAAAGUCCUGUAUGACUCGCACCGUGGGAAGGACACCUUGAUUGCUGACUUUGGAGGAAGUGCAAUUGGAAGAGUUGCACCUGUUGAUUCAGGGUUCUGGUGGAUUAUAUUGCUAAGAUCAUACACCAAGUGCACACGCGAUCAUACUCUGUCAGAAAUGCCUGAGGUCCAGAGGGGAAUGAAGUUGAUACUCAACCUUUGCCUGUCUGAUGGCUUUGACACUUUCCCAACACUCCUUUGUGCAGAUGGGUGCAGCAUGAUUGACAGGAGGAUGGGAAUAUAUGGUUAUCCAAUUGAAAUCCAGGCCCUCUUCUUUUUUGCUAUGAGGUGUGCACGGCACAUGCUGAAACCAGAGCGUGGUGGCAAGGAAUUGAUUGAGCGAAUUGACAAGCGAGUCACAGCUCUGAGCUUCCACAUCCAAAACUACUACUGGCUCGACUUCACACAACUGAAUAACAUUUACCGUUACAGGACUGAGGAGUACUCCCACACUGCUGUCAAUAAAUUCAAUGUCAUUCCUGAAUCUAUCCCAAAUUGGGUGUUCGAUUUCAUGCCCUUGAGAGGAGGGUACUUGAUUGGCAAUGUCAGCCCAGCUCGCAUGGACUUCAGGUGGUUCUUAAUUGGAAACUGCAUUGCCAUCCUGAGUUCUCUAGCUACACCAGCACAAUCUACAGCCAUAAUGGAUUUAGUUGAGGAGCGCUGGGAAGACCUAAUAGGGGAAAUGCCAUUGAAAAUUACUUACCCAGCUCUGGAGGAUGGGCACGAGUGGAAGAUUGUCACUGGUUGUGACCCAAAGAACACACGCUGGAGUUACCAUAAUGGGGGGUCCUGGCCAGUUUUGCUAUGGCUACUGACAGCAGCGUGCAUCAAGAGUGGAAGGCCUCAAAUUGCAAAGAGAGCGAUUGAGCAGAUGGAGCAGCGCCUCUCCAAAGAUGGAUGGCCCGAAUAUUAUGAUGGCAAGACAGGGCGUUACGUCGGGAAGCAAGCAAGGAAGUACCAGACAUGGAGCAUUUCUGGCUAUCUGGUUGCGAAAAUGAUGAUAGAGAACCCAUCCAAUCUCCUCAUGAUUUCUCUUGAAGAGGACAAGAGGAUUGCCAAGCCAAGGCUCACCCGCUCCAUGUCAUGGACUUGUUAGAUUGUUCUGACCAUUCUCUGCAUCUUAGAGGAGCCAGGUAAAACGUGCUAGGAUGGAAUAUACCCGCAAACAUUUGAACUUCUAUGGGUUAACAUUCUAGUGCUUGAGUUUCCUUGAAUUUUUUGAAUGGUGGCAAAUAUUAUCCAGAUCACAUUCAUAGACAUAGUUUUGGCACAUUAUUACCGUAAACAUGGAGAUCUGAU